CAUGGCAGCUUCCCUUACCACAAGCACAAUGAAAUCAAAAUUUCAGAGCACGAUGCUGCUUGUCACCCAAAGGGAGUGUACAAAUCAAAUGGUAGUCAGGAGUGCAUGGGCGUAAGCACCGAAGGGGGCCGACAGACGAGAAUACCCUCCAAUUGUGCGGUUAGUGAGCUGAACCCUGGGGCGCAACGACCAGAGAGACUGACUUGGCGAAACCUGACACGCAGUGACGUUCACUCGAAUUGGCAACAGCAGCGCAACAAAAUCUUCCGCAAUAUCAAGUUUACCAGAUCUCCCAGCAUUUCCAAGCGUUUCUCCCGGUGUGAGGAAGGAGAGUGUAAGGAGGCGAUAUGCUACCCGGAAGAGGAUGAAAAGAUCGCCGUGGAGUCGAAGAAACCUUCCACCUUCUCACCGAAUGAAAUCCAGACGGCAGCAUGUACGAGCCAAUUUUCUGUUCGAACUGUGUGGCCCAUGUAG
Messenger RNA from Hydatigera taeniaeformis, 474 nucleotides. NCBI's taxonomy places the organism in Eukaryota, Metazoa, Platyhelminthes, Cestoda, Cyclophyllidea, Taeniidae. The record is from the annotation of a GenBank genome assembly.